AUGAGGCUGGCCGAUAAAGAGUGUGGCAAGAACGUGUGGCGCGCUUUUUUGGGCGCCGGCGCAAGGCAGCUGAAGCCGAAAGGGGCACACGGAACUCCGUCGCUCCGGCGACCCAUCCAUCCAGGAGUUCCUCCCUAUGACGACUACAACGACCCUCGGGCCCUCGGCACCACUAAGCCAUUCAAUCAGGAACAGGCUCGGUCAAGAGUGGAGUUUACCAACAUCAAAUGCACUUCCUGGGAUCCGGAGUUUGCCCACGUGGAGCAUUGCUAUCUAAAGUCGGUAAAUCGUACAUAUAAAUAUAUGUCCAUAAGAGUGAAUUUGUUACAAAAGCCCGUGUCCAGAAUUAAAGUCAACAUAGCCACAUUUAAGCGGUACAAUGGCUAUAAGCCGUCACUUUAUAACUUCACGGUUGAUGGCUGCAAAUUUCUUAAAAACCCUAAAUCAAAUCCAGUUGCGCAUUACGUUUACCGACUCUUUAAAGAUUUCUCCAAUUUGAAUUAUACCUGCCCUAUUAUGGACGAUCCUAUUGUAGAAAAGCUGCCAAUUAGUCACAUUAACAAGCAAGUAACUUCAGUACUGCCAGUUCCCUGUGGAGACUAUUUGUUUUCAUCGCAUUGGUAUUUCUACGAUAUCAAGCGUAUCACUAUAAAUGUAUAUUUGACAAUAUUUUGA
Messenger RNA from Drosophila mauritiana, 675 nucleotides. RefSeq lists its product as uncharacterized. The transcript has 5 exons. The record is from RefSeq and is a predicted model, not a curated record. Bases 1 to 675 code for a protein of 224 amino acids. Lineage: Eukaryota; Metazoa; Arthropoda; Insecta; Diptera; Drosophilidae.